This is a messenger RNA of Oncorhynchus tshawytscha (Chinook salmon), 1794 nucleotides long. Its product is annotated as smoothelin. Gene Ontology annotation, molecular function: protein binding. The transcript has 8 exons. Gene Ontology annotation, biological process: actin cytoskeleton organization. Bases 306 to 1127 code for a protein of 273 amino acids. Lineage: Eukaryota; Metazoa; Chordata; Actinopteri; Salmoniformes; Salmonidae. The record is from RefSeq and is a predicted model, not a curated record. Gene Ontology annotation, cellular component: microtubule organizing center; filamentous actin.
UCAAUUGAGGAGAAGAGUUUUGAAGGAAGUAGUGAGGGCGGAGAGGACCGACAGUCCCAUGAUUCAUUCUGUUCUUCCUCCUCCUCCAUCCUGGUCCAACUCUGAGGCAGGGAGUGUGGUGUUAAAGGGCUGAGCACUCUCCUGUGCAAGUCUGCGGAAGAGGAGAAAGUGGGACAGGGGUACUGAACUGAACAUCACGGUAAAACUGAAGUCUCCAUCCCCUGUCGCAAACAGCUGCUGCGUUGUCCCCCAAGACACAGACAGAACCCACAAAACAGGUAGAAGUCCCAUACAGUACGUUGGACAUGGAGGCGGGACCUGAUGAGGGAGUGGCGGGGGCUGUGUUUGCAAACGAGACCUCCGAGACGAACCCCAGUGACACACCGUCAGGCAUACUGAACAGUCAGCAGUUAUCUGCUAUUGAGGAUGAAGAAGUCCUGAAUAAACUGUUGGAUAAAGCUGUGGAUUUUGAUGAAAGGCGAAUGAUCCGCGCUGCAUUGAGGGACUUGCUCAAGAAGAAGAGAGAGAAGCGAGAGAAAGAGCGGGGGUCCAGGCAAGAUGACCUGAGGCAGCAGGCUUUGAGUAAAGCAGGCACAGGACGGAUGGGAAUGAACAGAGGCCAGACCAGCAACCACCAGCAAAGAUCCCACAUGCACAGCCAACUCUCUGCAUCAACCACCAACUCCUUCACUAAAACAACUGGCAGCAUGGCCAACCCAGCUAUGGCACCAGCCCAUCAGUGUUCCCCUGUCGUUGCAGAACCCAACAUGAAAAAUGUCAAGCAGAUGUUACUGGAUUGGUGCAGGGCCAAAACCGAACCAUAUGAGGGGGUGGACAUCCGCAACUUCUCCUCCAGUUGGAGUGAUGGCAUAGCAUUCUGUGCACUGGUGCACAGGUUCUUCCCAGAUGCAUUUGAGUACUCCAUACUCAACCCCAACGCACGCAAAGACAACUUUGAGCUGGCCUUCAGCACUGCAGAAAGGCUGGCAGAUUGCCCCCCUCUGCUGGACGUUGAAGACUUGCUGCGGAUGCGUGAGCCUGACUGGAAGUGUGUGUACACAUACAUCCAGGAGUUCUACCGAUGCCUGGUGGAGAAAGGCCUAGUUAAAACCAAAAAGAAACUCUAGAGACGGAUGUUUCACAAUAUGGGGAUGGGGAGGGCAUAUAAGAGUUUGUAGUUUGCUGCAGUGCCUUUUAAGCACAUAGCUGGGAUUUUGUAUUAACUGUGUGUAUCUUUGUAUUGGUUUGUGUGUAUUAGCUGACACUUUCUGUUUAUGUGUUGAGAGGACAGCUGGCACGUAGGAUCAGUACAUUCCACUGAGAUUACACAUCUGAUAUAAUUUCAGUCAGAGCCAUGGAGAAUCUGGGAAUGGCUUUUUAUGGUGCUGCUGUGCCCUGACUACAAUGCCUUUUUGUGGGUAGGCUAUGUAUGGGUUAAAGAUACAUGAGGUCAAAUGUAAUGUGAAUGGUGUGGUUUGAUUUGUGAACAUGUAUUUUGUUCUGAUCACAUUAUAGAGUACUACUACAUUUAUAUUACGGGGAACCCACACCAUUUUCAGCCUGAAUGAGGAUUGUUGCCAAGUCAUUACUGUAUUUGGUCACUAUUUAAAAAUGGAAAAUAUCCCUGAAGUCUACUCCAUCAAAGUUUAGACCCAAAGGCAUCUUGGUCCAGGGCAAAUAAAAUGCAGUGACUGGCUCGCAGUAACACUGACUUAUUAUUGGCUGAGCUACUCAGGACCACCAUGUGCUCAGAGACAGACUAUAAUCAUACUAUAUAAACACAGAGUUGCCAUA